GCUGGUAUACCAUAAGUGCUCAAUAAAUGUUUGUUGAAUGAAUUGAGGAAAUGUUUGCAGGGGACAGAAAUUCACAGAAACUUCAGAGGGGUCAUGCACACACACAUUUUAGAGGGAGACACACACCGUCUCCACACAUGGUACCUUAUUCACUCAUCGUCAACAUUCAUAGUCAACAACUUUUAUCCACCGACCUAUUCACAGUAUUUCUGCAGGAUACCUACCCUCUUCCUACAUCCCUCUCCCCAGCAUUUAUUACCUGACUCUUACUCAGCUGGAUACACUAGGCUUGGAACAUUUACAGACCUCCUUACCCAGAUUUUGAACAUACACACAUACAUGCACACAAACCCAAGAGAUUUGCAUAAGCAUACCCUCACACAACAAACACAUAUAAACUCUCAGUACAUACACACACACACACAUACACACACACACACACCCUCAUCCAACACACACACACACUCUUCACACAUACAGAGUUUAAGUCACAAGCUCUACGUAAAGACAAACACAAGGACAUGUACACACCAGCCCCAGAUCCUCUGGUCUUUGGUUCCCUGGAGCAGAGGGAGGGGUUAGGGAAAACCACUCCUCUGCAUCAACCACGCCCCUUUCAGCUGUCGUUGUUUCCUGGAUUUGAGCCUGAGGUGUCUCAGCAGCGGCCUAGACUCCAGUUCGACUAACAGCUGCCCAUUCUUUCGUCUGCCUGGCACUGUCUCCUGGCUGUGCAUCAGGACAGUGCCACCCUAAGCUACCAGAAAGGGACAACUGAACCUCACCCUGCAUCCCAGCUACCUCUCAUCUCAGGCGGACAUGGCCUGCAGGGGUCGCACUCGACCCAGGGCCUUGGCCUGGGCCCUGCAGCUGACCCUGGCAUGGAUGCUGCUGGGGGCUUGUGGAGGGAGCCACCCACUCCCAGCUAGAUCACAGAGACACCGUAGGCUGGCGACCAAUCUGGGCACAGACCAGCUGUGCCUGGAAGAGAUGAACCCACCAGAGGCAUCGGACUCUGGGCUCCUCCCAGUGCGCUGUGGGGAGCUGAGCCCCAGGUGCGAAUCCUUCCUGGUACACCUCCAGGCUGCCCUUCGCAGUCGUUUCCACCUGCUGCUCUUGGGGGUGCGCCAGAGGCAGCCGCUCUGCUCUGAGCUCUGCGAUGCCUGGUUUGCCACUUGCGAAAGUGACGUCAUCUGCAGCCCGACUUGGCUCCCACUCCUAGAAAAGAGGGGCUGCGAGCCUGGCUGCACUACUUAUGGGCAGACUUUUGCAGACGGAGCGGAGCUUUGCCGCUCGCUUCUGGGCGACGCGCUACCAGUGGCGGAUCCCGGCUCUGUUCACUGCCUCAACAUUUCCGUCUCGAUGUUGCCGCGUCCCAGGCGUGCACGAAGGGCCCGGGGAACCGUUGUCCGGCGCUCGCGCCGCUCUCGCACCGGGAUCCUGGACUCCGCGAGCAGCGGGAGUGGCAGCGGCAGUGGCAGCGGCCCCUAGGGGGCGCCCGGCCCUAAGUGGAAGAUACGCUUCCUCUGCCCCACCCCCGACCCCGCCCCUCAAGACAGCCAGCGUCCCACCCUUGUCCCUCUCUGCCUUCUAGUUUCCAGAGUCCCAUCCUUCCUCCCUAGGUCCCCAAAGACUCGCCCCUCCCCAGAUUAUUUGAGAAAUAACCCAACUGUUCAUUUUUUCCCUCUACCCCCUAAAUAAACUUUCCAG
Molecule: messenger RNA, 1707 nt
Organism: Capra hircus (goat)
Lineage: Eukaryota; Metazoa; Chordata; Mammalia; Artiodactyla; Bovidae
Gene: RTBDN
Product: retbindin
Exons: 6
Coding region: 817-1488 (223 amino acids)
Cellular component (GO): external side of plasma membrane
Molecular function (GO): riboflavin transmembrane transporter activity; riboflavin binding; signaling receptor activity
Source: RefSeq, a predicted model, not a curated record